Messenger RNA from Mauremys reevesii (Reeves's turtle), 8784 nucleotides. It is a transcript of the gene MPDZ, whose product is annotated as multiple PDZ domain crumbs cell polarity complex component. Gene Ontology annotation, molecular function: protein binding. NCBI's taxonomy places the organism in Eukaryota, Metazoa, Chordata, Testudines, Geoemydidae. The transcript has 49 exons. The coding region runs from base 231 to 6605 and encodes 2124 amino acids. The record is from RefSeq and is a predicted model, not a curated record.
ACUAGCGCCCCAAUCCUGCGCAAAACCGCGUGUAUUACUUUAUUGACUGGAGUAAUCCUGUGUUUGCGGGAUCGGGGCCUGAAUUUGCAACCUCCAGCGGCACGGCACUACGCAGCGUCCUGGAUGAGCACAGCUCUCUGCAGGCUGUCUCCACUAACUGCUUGCACAUGUGAGGGACGUAUAUUAGCUGCUAUUUGCAAUUUUGGGAUAGAAACUGAGCAGUGGAAAACAUGCUGGAAGCAAUAGAUACACAUCGGGCCCUGCAGGCAGUGGAGCGCCUGCAGGUGAAACUGCGGGAACGAGGUGACUUAGCAAACGAGGAGAAGUUGAGCUUGCUAAAAUCAGUGCUGCAGAGCCCUCUCUUCAACCAGAUCCUGAACCUUCAGACUUCUGUCCACCAGUUGAGAGAUCAGGUAAAUGUCGCACCAUCCAUACUUUCGGCUGGCGAGUUCCCACAGCUUCCCCACCAUGGUGCUAGUGUGGGUUCCUUGCCACAUAACGAAUCCUAUUUAUUGGCUCAGCAGAAUGGCAGCCCGGCUAAUGUGCUAGAAGCAUCUGUGAGAUCCGUUACUCCUCAGAUUAAUGGGAAAUCCUCCAGCUCCAGUGAUGAGUUGGAGCAACUAAUCAGAACUAUGUCACAGGGUCGCCUCGUCGAGACCUUAGAGCUGGUUAAACCUCCAAGUGGUGGGCUGGGCUUUAGUGUUGUGGGAUUGAAGAGUGAAAACAGAGGGGAACUGGGAAUAUUUGUGCAGGAGAUCCAAGAAGGAAGCGUGGCAUAUAGAGAUGGAAGGCUGAAGGAAGCAGAUCAAAUCCUUGCUAUUAAUGGACAAGCCCUUGAUCAGACAAUUACACAUCAACAGGCUAUCAGCAUCCUGCAGAAGGCAAAAGAUAAUGUCCAACUAGUUGUGGCCAGGGGUUCCUUGCCUCAGCUGAUCAGUCCUGUAGUUUCUCGAUCUCCAUCUGCUGCUAGCACAGUCUCUGCCCAUUCCAACCCGGUCCACUGGCAGCAUGUGGAGACCAUUGAGUUGGUGAAUGAUGGAUCAGGUUUGGGAUUUGGGAUAGUGGGAGGAAAGUCAACUGGAGUGAUAGUUAAAACCAUCCUCCCAGGAGGAGUAGCUGAUCAGCAUGGAAGGUUAUGCAGCGGAGACCACAUCCUGAAAAUUGGCGAUACAGACUUGGCUGGAAUGAGCAGUGAACAAGUGGCACAAGUGCUGAGACAGUGUGGAAAUCGAGUGAAGCUGGUCAUUGCAAGAGGUCCCAUAGAGGAACCACCUCCACCAGCCGUCCCUCCAUCAACCCCCGUACCAACUUCCAUACCAGAGAAACAGGCAGAGACUUCUUUUGAUAUUGAUGAAGAUGGAGAGAAAUUUGAUGUAGAACUCACUAAAAACCUCCAAGGAUUAGGAAUAACUAUUGCUGGUUACAUUGGAGACAAAACCUCAGAACCUUCUGGUAUUUUUGUGAAAAGCAUUACGAAAGGCAGUGCUGUUGAACAUGAUGGUAGAAUCCAUAUUGGCGAUCAAAUUAUAGCCGUGGAUGGAACAAAUCUUCAGGGUUUUACCAACCAACAAGCAGUAGAGGUUUUGCGGCACACAGGACAAACAGUUCGACUCACUUUGAUCAGAAGAGGUCUUAAGCAGGAAAAUCACAUUCAGCCCCAUGAGGACUUCACUGCUGCUGUUGAAAAGGACUUAAUUUUCCAAACUAUGGAUAACGGCACAGCCAAAGAACAGUGUGAAAGAGAGCAGGGAUCUCCACCACUGCCGUGCAGUGCUGGUGUGGUACACACUGGAGAGGACAGUAAACAACAAGAAUCAGGUUUCCAGCUAACUUCCACAGGAGAAGCAGUAUUGCAGAAUAAAUGGCAGAGGAUUAUGGGUACAAAUUAUGAGAUAGUGGUGGCUGAAGUUAACAAAUUUAGUGAAAGCAGCGGGUUAGGGAUAAGCUUGGAAGCUGCAGUGGGACAUCAUUUCAUCCGAUCUGUUUUACCAGAAGGGCCAGUUGGACGAAGUGGCAAGCUGUUCAGUGGAGAUGAACUGCUGGAAGUGAAUGAAAUAUCUUUGCUUGGGGAAAAUCACAAGGAUGUGGUAAAUAUUUUAAAAGAGCUGCCUAUCAAAGUUACAAUGGUCUGCUGCCGUCCCAUUGCUCCACCCGACAGUCAGUCAGAGUUGGACAAUCUGACUCUCUCCGAGGUUCAGCUCACAGAAAAGUCUCAUGUAGACCUUGGUGAAGUCAUUGGCUCCUCAGAGACAGAGGGUACUGGCUUGGAAAUGGCUGAUGUAGGUCAGAAUAUUGACGAGGUGCAAGGAUCUCCUUUGGCAAUGUGGGAAACAGAAAUACAACACGUUGAGCUGGAGAAAGGGAGCAUGGGACUUGGCUUUAGCAUAUUAGACUAUCAGGACCCAGUGGACCCGGCAAACACAGUAAUUGUAAUCCGCUCUUUGGUUCCUGGUGGUGUUGCUGAACAAGACGGCAGACUUCUUCCUGGAGAUCGGCUGAUGUUUGUCAAUGAUAUCAACUUGGAAAAUGGCAGCUUGGAGGAAGCUGUACAAGCACUGAAAGGAGCACCAGUAGGAGCAGUUAGAAUAGGAGUUGCCAAACCACUGCCUCUUUCACCAGAAGAGGGUUAUAUUUCUGCUAAGGAAGAUUCCUUUUUCUACACUGCCCAGUCACUUGAGGAGGAAGGGCCAGUUGAUGCAGCCCUCUUCCAUGCUGAGCUGGCUCUGGUGGACUCAAGUGAGGCAGAUCUAGUGGAUGAAUCCACCUUUGAAUCACAGUAUACUUCAGACAAUGAUGACACCUUCCAGGCUUCUGUGUUAGCUCUGCACGGCAGUAGCUGUAGUGAUGGUCUGAACUAUAGCCUCUCUCUUCCAUCAUCAACUCCCAAGGGUGUUAGUGAAGAUUCUUCAAAUGCCUCCAUUGAUUUCCGACCAUCCAACAAGAAUCUAUAUAACAUAGAUCUAAUCCAGGGAAGGGGAGAGAACCAAUCCUUAGAGGACACGAGCAUGGUACCUGCUGGUGGUGUUUCCAAAAAGGAUCCUCUGCCUUCAGAUGUUUCUGAGAAACUCGCUGAAUAUGAAAAUAUAGCUACUUGGACGGAACCUCAGAUGUCAGCCGAAGUUGCACAGAAUACAAACUCUGCUAUCCCAGUGCACCCUGACCUUACUGGAAAAGAUCCAGUGUAUUUAAUGGAAAAGAGCUACCUGACAUCUACUAGUGAGGGAAGUUCCACAAUCCAAAAUACACCUGAAAAUAUGCAUGAGAAGACUAUCACUAUUGUAAAAGGCAAUUCAAGUCUAGGGAUGACAGUAAGUUCCAAUAAAGACGGCUCGGGAAUGAUAGUCCGCAGCAUCAUCCAUGGCGGUUCCAUAAGUCGUGAUGGACGAAUCGGUGUGGGGGAUUGUAUUCUGUCCAUUAAUGAAGAGACAACCACUAAUUUAACCAAUGUGCAGGCCCGGGCUAUGCUGAGGAGACAUUCACUCAUUGGACCUGAUAUAAAAUCUUCUCCAGCACCUGCUGAUGAUCAGGCCCCCUUUUAUGUGAUUACAUAUGUGCCAGCAGAACAUUUGGAAGAGUACAAAGCCAGUUUGGGACAACAACCAGAGGACACAAUACCACUCAAUCUCUUUUCUGCACAUACUGUAAGCAGAGAAAUUCCAGAACUGCCUGAACGUGAAGAGGGGGAGGGAGAAGAAAGUGAACUUCAGAAUGCAGCUUAUAGUCACUGGAACCAGCCCAGACGGGUUGAGCUUUGGAGAGAACCUAGCAAGUCGUUGGGAAUCAGCAUCGUCGGUGGACGAGGGAUGGGGAGUCGUCUGAGCAAUGGUGAAGUGAUGAGGGGAAUCUUUAUCAAACACAUUCUGGAAGACAGCCCAGCUGGCAAAAAUGGAACCUUAAAAACUGGAGAUAGAAUAGUGGAGGUGGAUGGAAUUGACCUCAGAGACGCAAGCCAUGAACAAGCUGUGGAAGCCAUACGGAAGGCAGGCAACCCUGUAGUCUUUAUGGUACAGAGCAUUAUAAACAGACCAAGGCCAGAAUCUCUCAAUAGCUCUUCAUCAACCUCUGCUCUCAGUGGGCAGAAACCUACUAACCCAUUUUAUCAUCAGUCAUCUCAGCUGCCUUUCAUGCAGCACAACCUUUUCUAUGGGCCUGCUACCAUCAGCAGCACUAAUCCAUUUGCUGAUUCUCCUCAGUUCAACACUAACAAGGCAUCCAGUCAGUCAGAUUCAGAGCCAGAAAAGACUUCAUUUAGUAACUUGCCUCUGCCCCCUCCUUCAGCAUUUUCAGAAAUGAGCUGUGAAAUUGCACAAUCAUCUUCCAGCAAAAUUGAAGAGGAUGUGGAAGAUGAUGAUGAUGAGUUUGGUUACAGCUGGAAAAAGAUCACACAGCGUUAUGGAAAUCUACCAGGGGACCUGUACAUGAUAGAGCUGGAAAAAGGAAGGACUGGUUUGGGACUUAGCCUGGCUGGCAACAAAGACCGGUCCAGGAUGAGUGUCUUCAUAGUGGGAAUUGAUCCAAAUGGGGCAGCUGGAAAAGAUGGAAGGUUACAGAUUGCAGAUGAGUUACUAGAGAUCAAUGGACAAAUUCUCUAUGGAAGAACUCACCAGAAUGCUUCCUCAAUAAUCAAAUGUGCACCAUCUAAAGUGAAAAUCAUCUUUAUCAGAAAUAAAGAUGCAGUGAAUCAGAUGGCUGUUUGCCCUGGGAAAUCAAUAGAACCUUCACCUUCCCCCUCAGGGACUCCUCAAAAUCAAGAGGGCCAACCAAGUGCUACAAAUCCUGUUACGGCUAUAGACUUAAAUACAUAUAAAAAUAUUCAGCAUGUGGAACUCCCUAAGGAUCAAGGGGGACUGGGUAUUGCCAUCAGUGAAGAAGACACACUUAAUGGAGUGGUUAUUAAAAGCUUAACAGAUCAUGGUGCAGCCGCGAAGGAUGGACGGAUCAGAGUUGGGGAUCAGAUCCUUGCAGUGGAUGAUGAAGCUGUUGUGGGCUAUCCUAUAGAAAAGUUUAUCAGUCUGCUGAAGACAUCCAAGACCACAGUGAAGCUCACAAUCAACUCAGUUGAACAUGAUAGUCAAACAUCUCUUCAAGCACCCACACCCCCACUUUGCAGCGCUACCCCAGGCGAGCGGAAGAACAUCCAGCAGUCGCUGAUGAUUCCGUCUUCUGGGUCUCCAGAACCAGAGACAAUUAAAAAUACAAGCAGGUCCUCAACUCCAGCCACGUUAGCCUCUGACCCAGCUACUUGUCCCAUCAUCCCAGGAUGUGAAACAACCAUUGAUAUCUCCAAGGGACGCACUGGACUUGGAUUGAGCAUUGUUGGGGGAGCAGACACUUUACUGGGAGCUAUUAUUAUCCAUGAAGUAUAUGAAGAAGGAGCAGCAUCCAAAGAUGGAAGGCUCUGGGCGGGAGAUCAGAUUUUAGAGGUGAAUGGAAUUGACCUCCGGAAUGCCACACAUGAUGAAGCAAUAAAUGUUCUCAGACAGACACCCCAAAAAGUCCGUCUCACUGUCUACAGGGAUGAGGCCCAGUACAAGGAGGAAGAUAUGUACGAUGUUCUCAAUAUAGAGCUGCAAAAGAAGCCAGGCAAAGGCCUCGGAUUAAGUAUUGUUGGGAAAAGAAAUGAUACGGGGGUGUUUGUGUCAGACAUCGUCAAAGGAGGAAUAGCAGAUACGGAUGGGAGACUAAUGCAGGGAGACCAGAUCUUAACAGUAAAUGGAGAAGAUGUUCGAAAUGCUAACCAAGAGGCUGUUGCUGCUUUGUUAAAGUGUUCAUUAGGUAUUGUAAGACUAGAAGUUGGAAGAAUAAAAGCAGGUCCAUUCCAUUCUGAGAGGAGAACAUCCCAAAGCAGCCAGGUCAGUGAAGGAAGUGGCAGCUUGUCAUCAUUCAGUUUCCCACCUUCUGGUUCCAACCCAUCUGAGGGCUUUGAAAGUGGUCUUAAGAAGAAUGCCAUAUCAUCUGAAAUACAAGGAUUAAGAACGGUUGAAAUAAAAAAGGGUCCUGCAGAUUCCCUAGGAGUGAGCAUUGCUGGAGGAGUAGGCAGUCCCCUGGGAGAUGUUCCCAUAUUUAUUGCCAUGAUGCAUCCAAAUGGAGUUGCAGCUCAAACUCAGAAACUCAGGGUUGGGGAUAGGAUUGUUAAUAUUUGUGGAACAUCCACUGAGGGCAUGACACACUCCCAAGCUGUCAGCCUACUGAAAAAUGCUUCAGGCACUGUUGAACUGCAGGUGGUGGCUGGAGGGGACGUAAGUGUCGUAACCGGUCAGCAACAGGAUCCACCAGCUUCCAGCCUUUCAUUUGCAGGACUAACCUCAAGCAGCAUCUUUCAGGAUGAUUUAGGGCCCCCCCAGUAUAAGACCAUUACUCUAGACCGAGGACAGGACGGUCUAGGCUUUAGUAUUGUGGGAGGAUAUGGCAGUCCUCAUGGAGAUUUACCCAUCUACGUUAAGACAGUAUUUGCAAAGGGUGCAGCAGCAGAGGACGGACGGCUGAAGAGAGGGGAUCAGAUCAUAGCUGUCAACGGGCAGAGCUUAGAAGGGGUGACCCAUGAAGAAGCAGUUGCUCUUCUAAAAAGGACAAAAGGGACUGUCACUCUGACUGUUCUCUCAUGAACUGGCUGUCCAAAUAAUAGGAUCAACAAGAUUCCAUUAUCUACAUUCCACGUAGCAAAGAGAAUGGAAAUGUUUAUGUAGCCUUCUUGCUAUUCCAGCUUUACCAGACUGUUAUAUCACUGAAGAAAAAAUAACACUUAAUCAUAUUUUUGAACACAAUAGAACUAUUUGUCUUACUGUCGAAUCACUGGGAUGGGCUUAUGUAGUCUCUGGCAAAGACUUAAGGUUUUUUAUUAUUAUUGUAAUGAAUACAGGUGACCCACCAGAACAUGAAAGUUUGCAUUAGUAACCGCAUUGCAAAACUGGAAUGUUUUGCAAAGAGGCUUUGAAUAUUUGAGAUGGGUGUGGGAGGGAGAAUGUGUGCGCUAAAUAGUCAAGGGGGGAGGAGAUAACUGAGACUAUUUAAAUAGCAGAAAUAAAGUCACAGGAGAAAGAACAGUUUAACAAAAGAAGAUAGAUGGAAAAAUUAGUUAGAAAGUCAGUGCUGCUAAUUACAUGCUCCAGAAGCAAAAUAAUGGGGGGGAGAGGGUUGGGGGGUUUUUUUUGGUGCUCGGGGUUGAAAAAUCCACUUGCAGGAAACUUUCCCUCGUGAAUGAGGGAGCCCUACUGUAUCUGCAAUAUCACAAGGAUUUAGGCUUCUCUUUUAAAGUAGUGAAGUUCCUAAGCUUGGUGGGUAUGAAGAUAAUGUUCCCGAUGUGAACAGUAAAAUGAACACUGCCCUCUUCCUGAGUUUGCAGACAGGCAGCUCCAGUGUCACAGUCACUGCUGCGCAGAGCUUCUUGAAGCAGCAGCACAAAUUAACCACUAUGGGUAGCUUCCAUGUCACUAGUCAGAGCCCAGUGGAAUAUAGUGAAAUGGGUGAGGUUUCAUGCUGCUGCUAUUGCUCUAAGCCAGUGGUGAGCAACCUGCGGCCCAUCACAGUAAUCUGAUUGCAGGCCAUGAGACAUUUUGCUGACGUUGACCGUCCCCAGACAUGGCCCCCUGCAGCUCCCAGUGGGUGAGAACAGCGAACUGCAGCCCCUGGGAACUGCGAUGGGCUGUGCCUGCGGACGGUCAACGUCAGCAAAAUGUCUCACGGCCUGCAAUCAGAUUACCGUGAUGGGCCUCAUGUGGCGCGCAGGCCACAGGCUGCCCAGCACUGCUUUAAGUAGAAGCAGAUACUGAAGACAUUCAGAGAGGAGGAGGACCCAAAAAAAGAGAGAGAGGAGGGGUAGAAUAAUAAAGACCCCCCCCCCAGUAUAGAGGAGUCCAAGAGGUAGGGCAAAUGGUAGAGGUUCCUCUUCAUCUUCACCCUAGUCAGAAGCAUGCAGGAGCUGAAAGGACGGGCAGCUUCUGGAAGGACUUGUAAAUUAUUGAACACUUACAAGCCAAGCACUGAUAUGUAAGAUGGAGCCCUGUAAAGCUCGAGGAACAACUCUCCUAGCCUCUCACUAUAAAGUGUUGUCCCUGGACCUUGUAAACUCCCUGUCAGCUUCCCCCCUUUUGCCUAGUACUGUAUGUAUCUGCUUGGUGAAGCCCCAUCUGUGAUUUACCUUGUCACUAAAUACAAUAUGUCUUUUUUAAAACCUUUAGAGAGGCAGAAAUGUCAAAGAUCAUGUGAGCACUGGUGUUCCUUUAGGCUAGAGUGCUGCCCACCGCGUACUUUCAUGGAGCUGCAAGACUCUGCAUAUUGACCAGCAAAAACCUAGAGCAGCCGGAGCACCAUGUCAGUUGUUUAUAAUAUUUAAUAAUUGAGUUCUGAAGUGGGGGCACAUUCAAACUGUGCUAGAGAAAUAUGCAAAAAAGCCACCAUUCAUUCAUCUGAGUGAAAACCAGCAGGGUUAGGAAUGUUUGAGAGAUACUGCUUGUGAAUUGAUAGCUAAAUAUAAGUGGGUUAACUAAAAAAAAAACCCCUCUUUUUCAACAAUUAUUUUAGAUGUUACAAUACAAUAGGCUAAGAAAAACAGAUGGUGCCAGUACUUGAGGCAACUGGUGAUGCAUUAUUAGCCUGUACUCAUUCCCAGUAUAGUGUGUGAAAUGCCCAUGUUAGAGUAUGAAAAGUCUCUUCAAAUAUUAUCUAUAUUUGUAACAGAAGUAGUGUACAGAAUUUUAUUAUUGCCUUCGUGUCUAAAUGCAGGAUUUAAGAGAAUAAAUAUGAAGCUGUAAGAGGUGAAUUAAUAAAGUUGCAGGUGUAUUUGUG